Messenger RNA from Urocitellus parryii (Arctic ground squirrel), 2366 nucleotides. RefSeq names its product coronin 1C (gene Coro1c). Lineage: Eukaryota; Metazoa; Chordata; Mammalia; Rodentia; Sciuridae. The record is from RefSeq and is a predicted model, not a curated record. Gene Ontology annotation, molecular function: actin filament binding. Gene Ontology annotation, biological process: neural crest cell migration; actin filament organization.
GCUCAGUGCCAGGCGGGAGGCGGCAGCGGUUGGAGGCUUCGCCAGGCUUUGCAGCGGGGACUUCGGCGGCGGCGGCGGCGGCGGCGGCGCCUCAGGCUCCUCGGCCCUGACACGAUGAGGCGAGUGGUACGACAGAGCAAGUUUCGGCAUGUAUUUGGACAAGCAGUGAAAAAUGACCAGUGCUACGAUGACAUCCGAGUUUCUCGUGUGACCUGGGAUAGUUCCUUUUGUGCUGUUAAUCCCAGAUUCGUUGCCAUAAUCAUAGAAGCGAGUGGGGGUGGAGCAUUCCUGGUGCUCCCUUUACACAAGACUGGUCGAAUUGACAAAUCCUACCCUACUGUGUGUGGUCACACAGGACCAGUGCUGGAUAUAGACUGGUGCCCGCACAACGAUCAGGUCAUUGCCAGUGGUUCAGAGGACUGCACGGUUAUGGUAUGGCAGAUCCCGGAAAAUGGACUUACCCUCUCCCUGACUGAACCUGUGGUGAUUUUAGAAGGCCACUCGAAGAGAGUUGGCAUCGUGGCCUGGCAUCCGACAGCCCGCAACGUGCUCCUCAGUGCAGGCUGUGACAAUGCCAUCAUCAUCUGGAAUGUGGGGACAGGGGAAGCCCUUAUAAACUUGGACGAUAUGCAUUCAGACAUGAUCUAUAACGUGAGCUGGAACCGGAAYGGCAGUCUGAUCUGCACAGCUUCCAAAGACAAGAAAGUGCGAGUGAUCGAUCCCAGGAAGCAAGAGCUUGUUGCUGAGAAGGAGAAGGCCCACGAGGGAGCCAGGCCCAUGAGAGCCAUCUUCCUGGCUGACGGCAACGUCUUUACCACUGGGUUCAGUCGCAUGAGUGAGCGGCAGCUGGCACUCUGGAAUCCCAAAAACAUGCAGGAACCAAUUGCUCUUCAUGAAAUGGACACUAGCAAUGGGGUUUUGCUGCCUUUCUAUGAUCCUGACACCAGUAUCAUUUACUUAUGUGGAAAGGGAGACAGCAGUAUUCGAUACUUUGAGAUCACGGAUGAAUCCCCAUAUGUCCACUACCUCAACACAUUCAGCAGCAAGGAGCCUCAGAGAGGCAUGGGUUACAUGCCCAAGAGAGGACUCGACGUUAACAAAUGUGAAAUUGCCAGAUUCUUCAAGCUGCAUGAGAGAAAGUGUGAGCCCAUUAUCAUGACUGUUCCCAGGAAGUCUGAUCUUUUCCAAGAUGACCUGUACCCAGACACGGCAGGCCCCGAGGCUGCGCUGGAGGCAGAAGAGUGGUUUGAGGGGAAGAAUGCUGACCCAAUCCUCAUCUCCUUGAAGCACGGCUACAUUCCAGGCAAAAACAGGGAUCUCAAAGUGGUCAAGAAGAACAUUCUGGACAGCAAGCCCACUGCAAACAAGAAGUGUGACCUGAUUAACGUCCCCAAGAAGACCACGGACACAACUAGUGUGCAAAACGAAGCCAAGUUGGAUGAAAUUUUAAAAGAGAUCAAAUCUAUAAAAGACACAAUCUGCAAUCAAGAUGAGCGUAUUUCCAAGUUAGAACAGCAGAUGGCGAAGAUAGCAGCCUGAAGGUUCCUCCCACCCUCCGGAACCUGGGAGUGAGAACUUGGGCUUUGGUAGCUGGUUGUUGGUGUGGUCCGAGGGAGGGUGGAGGGGGAGGCACUGCCAUUGGGAGACAUUCCAUUUCAGAGUUGUCAACCAGCAGCGAUAGGCCACAUUCCAGUAAGAACUCGAGCAACUCCCAAAUUUGCAAAAAAAAAAAAAAAAAAAAAAAGGAGAAAAGGAAAAAAAAAGCUGAGCUUUUUAUCAGAAAGCUUUUUUGAUGUUUUAAGUGUUAUGUGACUUUUUGAACUCUUAAAGACAAAAGUGCUACUUUUAAAAUCCCAGAUAUUCUGAAUUUUAGAAAACAAACCAAUUCCAAUUCAGUGUCAUGCCCAAGUACUUUUUUUUAAAUGAAUAGGGACCAAUGCCACAUUGCUUUUUAUAUUUCUUUCUUUUUUUUAAUGUUGCCAAAACCAAAAGUAGCUUUUUUUCUUUAUAUUUUGCUACUUCGCAGUAUUUGUGUGUGAUUUUUUUUCCUUAAUUUGAAAGGGACAGCACUGUGUAUGUUUAUAAACUAGAUGAAGAUAUUAUUUUGUAUAAACAUUCAUCUGAGAACAAUCAGAGCAGUAGCCACUGGCAGCACAAGCCUGGUCAUCUUAAUGACUGCGGAAGGAAGACUUGAAGAAUCAUGUGGACCUUCUCACUACCCUCUCAUUCCGUUGAGUCUUCUGAUGCAAAAAAGUGUACAUCGUAUCUCUUCCUUUCUUUCCUUUCUCUUUUCUAGAAAUUGGGUGGUUGUACCAGAAUGGAAUUUUGCUUCUUGAUUCUGUGCUUCAGAUGAUUAUAAUCUAACC